AUGAUCGGGUCACUCGUUGAGAUCUCCAGAAGACGACCUGGAGAAGAAGACUCGAAAAAGGAAACUCGUAGAAUAGGACUUGAAAAAACCCUGCAAAAGAAGACUUGCAGAAAUAGUAAUUCAAAUGACAACCUCCAGAAUAAUAACCCCAGAAAAAUACCUGAAGAAGAAGACCUCCCUGAGACGUCCUCCUCCAGAAUACCUCAUCUAGAAGACCUCCUCAGACCCCGUAAGACCUCCAUAAGAAGACUUCCUCCGUAUGACCUCCCUGAGACGUCCUCUUCCAGAAGACCCCUUCCUGAGACCCCCUCCUCCAGAAGACCUCCAGAAGACCUCCCUGAGAAGUCCUCCUCCAGAAGACCCCCAGAAGACCUCACUGAGAAGUCCUCCUCCAGAAGACCUCCAGAAGACCUCCCUGAGAAGUCCUCCUCCAGAAGACCCCCAGAAGACCUCACUGAGAAGUCCUCCUCCAGAAGACGCACAUGA
This is a messenger RNA of Penaeus chinensis, 486 nucleotides long. Its product is annotated as serine-rich 25 kDa antigen protein-like. The transcript is spliced from 2 exons. The record is from RefSeq and is a predicted model, not a curated record. Bases 1 to 486 code for a protein of 161 amino acids. Lineage: Eukaryota; Metazoa; Arthropoda; Malacostraca; Decapoda; Penaeidae.